GCCAAAGAAGCAGGAGGAAAAGGGGAAGAAGAAAGAGAAGGGGAAAAACAAAGGAAAGAAGGAAGGAAAGGUGGUAAAAGAAUCAAGUGUGGAGCCGGUGAAAGCACCGAUCGCUGAUCCAGAGCCUGAGCUAAAAAUGGAGCCAGACAUUGAACGGGCACCUGAUCAGCACUCAGUGAGCAGUGCAGAGACACAGCCAGUUCAGGAGGUACAAAAGGAAACAAGUGAAACAAAGAAUGAGCCUGAAGUGAUAGAAGAAGUGAAGGAGAACGAAACUGAAGAACCUGUAGAACUGCAGGAAGAAGGUGGCGAGGAGGAAAAGACAGAGGAGAAGAAGGAGAAGCCGGCAAAAGAAAAGACAACAGAGGAGGCCAAAGGCUCCAGGCGCCAGAAAACCAUACAGUGUAAAGUCACUCUACUGGAUGACACUGAGUUUGAGUGUGAGCUUGAUAAACAUGCUAAAGGCGAUGAGCUGUUGACAAAGGUGUGUGAACAUGUUAACCUUCUGGAGAAGGAUUACUUUGGCCUGGCUCACUGGCAAACACCAACCAGUAAGACAUGGUUAGAAAUGGCUAAGGAGAUCCGUAAACAGGUCCCUGGUGCUGUGUAUGAGUUUACAUUCAACGCCAAGUUCUACCCUCCUGACCCAGCGCAGCUCACUGAAGACCUCACAAGGUACCUGCUAUGUCUCCAGUUGAGGAAGGAUAUCUUGCAGGGUUCUCUUCCCUGUUCCUUUGUCACACUAUCUUUGCUGGGCUCCUACACAGCCCAGUCAGAGCUGGGGGAAUAUGACCCAGAGGUCCACGGAGCUGAUUAUCUUAAGGAUCUGAACCUGGCCCCAGGGCAGAGCAAAGAGUUGGAGGACAAAGUGACAGAGCUGCACCGCACAUACAGAUCAAUGAGCCCUGCACAGGCAGACAUGUUGUUUCUUGAAAAUGCAAAGAAACUGGCCAUGUAUGGAGUCGACCUGCAUCAAGCCAAGGAUCUGGAUGGUGUGGACAUAACACUGGGAGUCUGCUCCAGUGGACUGAUGGUUUACAAGGACAAACUGAGAAUCAACCGUUUCCCUUGGCCCAAAGUCCUCAAGAUCUCAUACAAACGCAGCAGCUUCUUCAUCAAGAUCCGGGCCUCAGAGCAAGAGCAGUAUGAAAGUACAAUUGGCUUCAAACUGCCCAACUACAAAGCGUCAAAGAAGUUGUGGAAAGUUUGUGUUGAGCAUCAUACCUUCUUCAGGGUUUCAUCAGUGGAGCCUCCGUCAUCGCGACGAUUUGUUGUCUUGGGGUCAAAGUUUCGUUACAGUGGUCGCACUCAGGCCCAGACGCGCCAGGCCAGCUCCGUGAUCGAUCGCCCAGCUCCGCGCUUCACACGCUCUGCAAGCAAGAGGCUGUCCCGCAACUUAGACGGAGCUGGAGAUGACGUUCUCCAGUCUUUGCUGCAAAACUCUGAAUCCAGCAGGACUGAGAACGAUGAUUGGUUAGUGCUGUUGCCUGACAAACCUCUGCCUUCUCCUGAAUUUACAGCCACAGAAGAUUCUUAUCAAACUUUCAGUCAGUUGUGGGAGGAGGCGCAGACAGCCAGGGUAACCUGGCAGGAAACUGUGUCUGGUCAAACUGAUUCUCAAAAGGUUAUCCAGACUGAAUUUCAGUCAUCACAGGAAAUGACAUCUGAUGAUGUGGACCAAAGGAAGAAGGAGGAGGAGUGGUCUGCUCUGCUCCAUCGUCAUCCUCCUUUUCCUAUUAUCCCACCUUAUGAGUUCAAGACAGCCAUGUUCAAUUUGAGAAAAAUUAGCUCAAUGGACAGGUUUUUGCAACCAACUCCCAAAAGUGAUGAUGAUUGGCAUCUGUACUUUGAACAAAUUCUUCAUGCCUCUUCACCUGACUACAUUGAAAAAACAAUCACUCCCCUGGACCAGUUGCAGCUCCAGGAUCAGGAUGAGCAGGAGGCAGAGAGCGAUGUUAUUGUUAGGCUUCAGGAAACUGUCACCUUAGUAGACAAACUGAUAGAGGCUGAUGCUUUGGAUAAGAGGCUAAGGGACGUAAGGGACUUAGAAGAAAGGCUUCAAGAAGUAGAUGACAUAGCUGGGAGACUUCAAGAAGUGAUAGAACAAGAGCUGGGGAAAGAUGAGAUGGAGAAGUUAAUAGAAGAAGAACAAAGAGAAGAUGAGGAAGACAUAAAGAAGGGAAAACAAAUGGUAGUCGAAGGAAAAACUAAAACGAUAGUAAGCAGGUCUGUAAAGACCAUUGGAAUAGAAAAAGAGGAUGAAGUAGACGAACUGGAGGAGCAAAUAAAGCAAGUUUUUCUCAAGGGUUUGUUGCCUGAAGAUGAAGGGCAUGAGGUGAAAGGCCAACAUGAAAGAGAAGUGACAAAUAAGACUCAGAUAGAAGAGGGUGUGAGAUUACCGAUAAGUUAUAAAGAAAAUAAAUGGCAGUAUGAGGAGUUUGGCUCAGCCGGUGUCAUUGGCACCGAAGAAGACAUAAAUAAGGGAAAACAAGUGCUAGUCGAAGGAAAAACUCAGAUGAUAGUAAACAGGUCUAUAAAGACUUUUGGAAUAGAAAAGGAAGAUGAAGUAGCCGAACUGGAGGAGCAAAUAAAGCAAGUUUUUCUCAAGGAUUUGAUAUCUGAUGGUGAAGGGCUUGAGGUGAAGAGCAAGACAGAAGUGACGAGUAAGACCAAGCUAGAAUAUAGUUUGAGGAAUGAGGAGGAGGGGGAGCCGGAGAAGACUGGCUCAGCAGGUGUCAUGGGCCCUGCUUUAGCAGUGACACACCAGAAGGUGGUGCAUAGAACUACGAAGAGAGUGACUAAUGUAGGCGAGAGACCACAGAAUCAGGAGUAUGAAGAGGAGGAGCAGCUGCAGUCCAUGGUUAUAGCAGAGAAGAUGAUAACAAUACAAGAACUUCAGGAGGACCGAGCUGAGGGAGAAGAUGUGCAGAGACACACAGAUGAAGAUGUCUGGUUCAUUCUCUUAAACCGUCUUCCGUACAAAGCUGCUUUUCAGCCACCAGUUACCUAUGUUGGGGCAGCUCCAAUGGAUAGAGGGUCUUAUUUAAUCCCAAAAACUGAGAUUACAGCACCUGAGAAAACGAAGAUUAUAAUAAAGGAGGCAAAAGUGCAACAAGAGGAGGCGUGGCCUGAACCAGAGAUCCUGUCACCAAAGACGUUCACAGACAGAGAUGAUAACUGGUUUAAACUGCUGGAUGUUAUUCACAGACAAACAUAUUCUGUAUCACCAGUUAAAUGGAAGGAGCUGGAUCAGGCAGAGGCAGAAAACUUUGAGGUUGUGGUCAGAGCAGCCGCUGAGGAGAUCAGAGAAGAAUUUGUUGAAGAAAGAGAAAUAAUUGAAGAGGUGCCGAGAUAUAUUCCAGAAAUCCCACAACCAGUUGAGCCAGAGGAAUUCAGCCAGCCAAAGACAGAAGGUUUUGUGACUGUGGUUGAAACUGCUGCAGAGCUUAGAGAAGUAAUCAUUAAAGAGAGAAAGGUAACAGAAGAAAUCCCAAGAGAUCUGGAUGUGCUGCAGCCACCAGUGUCAGACAGUGAUGAUGACUGGUACAUGUUGCUGGAUACUGUGCCCAGAGAAACUGCUUACGUACCACCAGCUUUCUCAGAGGUAAGAGAGGAGAAAGGCACAGAAAAGUUUGUCUCUGUGGUCACAGCUGCUGCUGAUGACAUUAAAGAAACAAUCACUGUGGAAAAAGAGAUGACAGAAGUGGCCUCAGUGCAACUACAGCCCAUCAUACAACAUCCGACUACACCCAGGAAUGAUGAUUGGUUUAUGCUGCUGGAUGUUGUUCCCAGAGAAAGUUCAUACAUUCCAUCAGCAUUCUUAGUUAAGCAGGCACAAGUGUCACCAGUUGUGUCAGUGACUGAUAUUACAGCAUUUGAGCAGAGGAGUAUGGGAUUGGACGUCAAAUCCAACAUAUUAACACAGGAGUGGAGGGAAAGCACAGAACCAACACCAGUGGCUGUGAGAGAGAUUGAGGACGACUGGUUUCUGCUGCUGGAUGUUGUUCCUAGAGAACUUUCACAUGUUCCACCAGCAUCGUUGAUCGAGCGGCCCCAAGAGUCAUCAGACUUCUCACUGAUUGAAACACCAGCCGUUGAGCCGAAGAAAAGAGUAACCUUUGAUGUCAAAGUCAAAGAAAUAACAGAGGAGUAUAGGGAAGGCAAAGAACUGACACCAUUGGCUGUGAGAGAGGUGCAGGACGACUGGUUUGCACUGCUGGGUGUUCCCAUUAGAGUAACAAAAAUUGUGCCACAAGUAACCACUGUGGAGGACGUCAAAGUUUACUGUGGAGACAGAAUCGUGCCUGCAGUGCAAUCCAGGAAUAUGUUUACGAUGCAGAGAGAGGAAAAUCUGCUUCCAAUCCAAAAUAUUCCAGAAGUGAAAAUAUCUCAGCCUAUGAGACAGAGAGAUGAUGACUGGCACCUCCUGCUGGAUGUCAUUCCCAGAGAAACAGUUUUUGUGUCUCCAGUUACCCCUGCCGGGACUGUUCAGGCUGUGAGAAAGACAACUGAGGUUGAGGUGAUAACCACAGAACCUAGAACAUGGAAGGAGAUGAUAAUUGACACAGAGACCAGGCAAGAAGCGACACGGUCGUCUGAGAGUAGGCAGAACCAAUUCACACCAUCACUGAUGGAAAGAGAAGGAGCUGAUGAUUGGUUAAUUCUCUCUGACAGAGAAAAGCCUGUCCUUGUCCCAACAGCAACUCAGCAGAAGCUAGAUGAUAAACGCAUCACUACAGUCACUACAGGGACCACUAAGAGAUCAGUGGCUGUGGCUGAAAGUAUAGCCACUUCUGUAAGAACAACUGCAAGACAGCUGGAAGAUGACUGGUAUAGUCUUCUGGAUAUCAGCCCUAAGAAAUCAGUUGCUGUCCCUGAGUCUCUCCGCCUCCCGCCAAAGGUCAGAGUUUCUCCUGCUGCUGCAGCCGGAACAAAGAUGGCCGUCUCUGAGGCUAAACCAUACUUUGAGAAACGAAUCCUGGAGGAAAGAGACCCAUUCUCAUAUUCUCAUGUCAAUGAUGAUUGGUUUGUUCUUCUUGGUGGUGAACGACAAAAGUCAGUGGUGACCUACCAGAGAGGUGCUCGUCCUGUCAGUGCUCCAGUCUUCUCCCAGGCUGCUCUGGCUGAGGCAGGAAUUCCCAUGGCGCCUUUCGACCAACCACAAACCUCCACUCCAAUCAAGGCCAGUCGUCUGGAUGAAAGGAAACUGGAAGUCACUAUGGAAGCUGUGGAGCCCUCAAAAAUUCAGGACGUGACAGAGGUCAAGUCAGCAGUCUGGAGUUCCCAGCCAGGACUAGACUCUUCACUGUUUUCCACCAUGAAUGGGGACAUUCAGCACGGGUCAGAGGUCACAAGCAUGGAGAUGGCACGGUUGAGAAAGGAGUUUGAGAAGCCCCAGGAGGAGCUGCUCAGGCAUCACGCCAGCAUCAGCAAACUAAAGAAGAACUUCAUGGAAGCUGUGCCAGAUCCCAGGCCCAGUGAGUGGGACAAGCGCCUGUCUACACACUCCCCAUUCCGCUCCCUGGGUAUCAAUGGUCAGCCUGUGCCGGGUGCAGAUGGGAGUGAGUGCUUUAGCUCCGUAUGCAGUGGUUCAGUGACAAACGUUGCAAAUGAGGAAACCGGCAGCAGUUUGGAAAUGUCAGGCAUUCCCAGUCCCACUGUGUACCCCAUGAGUGAGCCUGAAGGUGAUGAAGGCCUGGGUUCUGCCUCAGAGUCGUGUGAUCAAGAGGAGGUUGUAGUUUUUGAGCCCCCCUUGGUGCCGGUUGUAGAGGUGGAGGUGGCACGGUUGCCGUCCUCCAUCAAACCUGAUUGUAAAGGUUUAGACGAGACCCAGGAGGAAGAAGGAUCGAGUCCUGGAGAUUUGGAGUGCUCCGGGACGAUAGUUGGAUCUUCCCCUGCCUCUUAUUUCAGGAGCAAUGGUCCAAAGGUCAUACGCUGCUUCCAGCCCCCUCUGGUGCAGACCCAGACAGUCACCAUCACAGCUGCCUCCAACUCUCUGUCCACUGGCAUCUCCACCACAGAGGUCCCCCUUGUCCAGACCAAGGCCUUCACCUAUGACUCAACGAAGGUGACAGUUGAUGGGACAGACGUGGACAAAGAUGGGACAUCUGUGUCCAGCUCCAAGACUGUUACCUCGGAGACGACUAGUGGCACCACAGUCACCACCACGACCACCCACAUUUCAAAGGUAGUGAAAAGCGGCUCUUCAGAGACUCGAGUAGAGAAGAGGAUUGUCAUAACGGCAGACUCUGAUUUUGACCAAGAUAAGGAGAAACAUGGCGGAGCAUCAGCGUUGUAACUGACUCUUGACUUUUCUCCGCUUCUUGACGUCACCUAUUCAGUGUGCAGACCCCAGCGUUUACUUAUUCUCUCUUUUACACACAUUGGUAUUUGACUAUUCAAAAAAGGAACAGCUCACUCAUCUGUGACUGAAGUUUUUGAUCACGUAGUGACUUGUAACUCUGAAUCUGAGAGCUCAAUUUGCAGUGAAGGUAGAGGAGCUGCACAGAUCUGGAGUUUUUAAUCUUAAAGCUUAGUCCGUUAACCGUCAAUGACCCCAUACAGAAUUUUAAAUUAUGUCAGUUCAUUGAUGUCUGGUUUUAAUGCUUUUCAUUUUUCUUGUGGUUUUCAAAUUGUUCAUUUUAAACCAAUCCACUCUCUCUAGUUCAAUUUUCCUUUGAAACUUAUCCUAUGGCCAAGUUGGUUUUUUUUUGCUGUUUACAGGAGAGAAAAUUGUAACAAAAUUACCUCUAUUACACGUGAAUAUUUUUAUUCUCUUUGUCAAAGUUAUAUUCCCUUUGUUGACUGCUCAGGUAAUUUUAAAAUCAAAUCUCUUUUUUUGGCCCCUUAAACCUGUAGCCAAUUAAUAUGUAGUUUGGAUGGAAAAUGAUCUAUUUUGAAAUAACCCGUUUUUAUAGACUUGAUGUUUUUUUAUAGUAUCUGUACAAAAUAAGGAGUUUUAAGUUAUUCAGCUGCCUGAAAACCCUGAAUCAUUAUUGUGUUUUUACCUCAUGUAGUUGACCAAGGAUGACAAUUUCCUUCAAAAUUAGUAAACAGUAAAGUGCUUCCCUCAGCCCUGUUUGUAUUCUGUAGUGUACACAUCACCCCUGCUAUGAAUAUAUUCAGUUGAUUUAACAAACAAAAAAACUAGCAUUGGUCUGUUUAACUCAGGUUUUGAUAUUGUUUGUAAAACUACAGACCUCCCUCACUGUUUGUCCAUAUAUAUGUAAAUCCUCACUGUCACCCAAACUACAUAUAUUUACACACAGCCAAGUGAGAUCAGUAAAUAAAAGAUGCCGUCUGUCACAGUGAACACAUCCAUGACAGGUGAAGGCAGCUCGUCCUGUUUAACAUGACUUCCACUCUACAUGUUCUACUAAGCAGUAAUUUAUUUGUAAAUUAGAGAACCUUUGGUGUCAUUUACGUGUUGUGUGAUGUUUCCACAUGAGCCCAUUGUUAGACUUUCACAGGAUUUGUCAACAUGUUCUUCAUUGAUCAAGUUUGUAAAGCCUUUUGACCUUUGUCCUUUUAGGACUGCAUCUUCUCCUGCUGUUGUCCCUUUAUGCUUAGAGAAGUAAUUGUCAAAUGUAUGUAUCUCUUUGUGGAUAGAAUGUUUGUUAGGCUUUUAUUUAAACCCCCAAAAGAUGUUUUUUGGAUUUUUAGUUACAUGGUCAAUGGCAGUAAACUCUCCUGUGUAAAAAAAAAAAACAAAAAAAAAAAAACAACAAACAAACAAAAUAGUUUCACCAGAAAAAAUAGUUUUUAGACAAUGGCAACUAUUGUUGCUCUGUGGCUUGCCUUUUUAAUGAAAAAAAAUAAAAUGUGCAUUUAAUUGCA
Molecule: messenger RNA, 7836 nt
Organism: Cynoglossus semilaevis (tongue sole)
Lineage: Eukaryota; Metazoa; Chordata; Actinopteri; Pleuronectiformes; Cynoglossidae
Exons: 33
Coding region: 137-6298 (2053 amino acids)
Biological process (GO): cortical actin cytoskeleton organization; actomyosin structure organization
Cellular component (GO): cytoskeleton; plasma membrane
Molecular function (GO): structural molecule activity; actin binding
Source: RefSeq, a predicted model, not a curated record